Messenger RNA from Symbiodinium natans, 190 nucleotides. NCBI's taxonomy places the organism in Eukaryota, Dinophyceae, Suessiales, Symbiodiniaceae. The record is from the annotation of a GenBank genome assembly.
GCACUUUGAUGAUUGGCUGUGCCCUGACGGUUGCUUCUGCGCGGCGGUGACGCUAUGCGGUAUGAGGGUGCAGGGCACACCAGGGCCCAACAAGAAGGCUGCCAAGCAAUCGGCUGCAAUGGCUGCAUUAAAGGCAGCUUGCGACGCCUCGCGCGGGCGGCUGGCGAUGUCACUGGAUGAGAUGGAUUAA